CUCCCCGAAGCGACAGACAGCGAGAUCGUAGCUUUAGGCGGCGGGUCAUGGAGGAGGAGAUGCUGGCGGCGGACGACGGUCUGCCCGAGCCCAAAAUAAACAUCCAGCAGCGUGGCUUCGCCAGCAAACGCGCCGCGUUAAAGACGAGACACGAGCGACCCACUAUGGUGGAGAUCCCGCAGCUGGUAGACGGAGCGGGGCAGCGGCGAUCACACGCCAUGGCGCACACACAUCCGUACCAACCUCGCCACCAUCAUAACCAUCCGAGACUACAGCUCCAUCAUCACCCGGCGCUGAGUGUCAGCGGCCAGCAGCAGCAGCAGCAGCACCACCAACUGCCUCUCAUGCAUCGCCUCCCCGCUGAUCUCAGGCCCAGAGUCGCGACCUCCAGCUCAGCAUCAGCAUCCUCAUCAUCAUCAUCAGCGUCCAUCUUCAAUCACCAGGGGAGAGUCCGUUACCCCGCCGGUCAUCAGUCUCCAGACUGUAGCUACGGAAUAAGUUCAGAAAACCGGCUGAUCCUUGAUGCUUUUGCUCAGCAGUGCAGUCGAGUACUUAGCCUCCUGAACGGCAACGGAAGUCUGUUGGCACCACAGCGGCCGCUGAGCCCCCCGUCUUCCUCUGUCAAUUCCAUCAUAAAGCAAGAGGCCGGAUGCUCACCUGAGCCAGGAAUUUCCAAACCUAAAGCUGAGGAGCAUGGUGGAAGAGUGUCGGCGGGCAGCAUUGAAGACAACUGUCAGCGCAGGAACCACUGGAACCCACAGCACACCUCAACCCUGCUGCAGGUCUUCACUGAGUCCCUGCAGAACUACCUGCUGGCUGGAGCUACAUCAUCCAAGGGUGAGCGCCACCACCAUAAUAAACCUGAGUCUGCAUCACCUGGACACAACCUGGGAGGCUGGGUAUCUCCGGCUCCGUCCGAUUCGUACGGACACCCUUCCUCCACGCUGCCUGAGGAAGAGGAGGAGGAAGGUUGCUGCCCACGCUGUAUAGAGCUGGAACAGGAAGUGUUGAGUCUUCAACAGGAAAACGAAGAGCUGAGGCAAAAACUGGAAAGUCUUCCAGCACCAUGUCAAACCGUGUUGGAUUUCUUUAAGGCCAUCCUGCAGCACUACAACCAGUUCCUGCCACCCCCACCUGAGGAGCAGCUCACAGAGGCCUGUGCAAGGAGUGCAUUGCAAGAGUUUUCAGACCACUUUGAGAUAAACAGCCUCCAAACACCGAAAACAGAACAGGGAAGUAAGCAGCUGCUGGGGAACUAUCCUCUCUUUAUCACAAACAAACAGUGGGACGAAGCAGUGAACUCAUCAAAGAAGGAUGGGAGGCGACUGCUGCGCUACCUUAUCCGCUUUGUCUUUACCACAGAUGAGUUAAAGUACUCAUGUGGCCUGGGCAAGAGGAAACGUUCAGCUCAUAUAAGCGAGGCAGGACCUGAGAGACGUCCACUCAACCCCAUCAAAGUCAGCUGCCUCAGAGAGUUCAUCCGGAUGCACUGUGCCUCAAACCCAGACUGGUGGAUGCCAUCUGAAGAGCAGAUUAAUAAAGUGUUCAGUGAUGCAGUGGGUCAUGCGCGCCAGGGCCGAGCUGUUGGCACCUUUCUGCCUGGUGGAAAUGGAAGUGGCAGCAGUAGCUGUGGCAGUAGUCUUUACAUGGACAACUACGAUGGACAGCUAUCCCAAGAUGAAAUCUAUAUAAAGGGCUCACAGAACGGCCUUGGUGACUAGAGGUCCUCUUGAGGGGACCAAUGCUACCUGGCUGUUAUGCACUUUUAGGACCCUUGUAGACUGUUGCAGCUAUGUGAUCUAUGUUGAAUCUUUAAUAGACUAAUAAGUUAAAAAAAAAAAAAAAAAAAACAAUCAGACAAACCACCAGAAAACUAGCAUUCCAGAGACCCUCUUUUGUACCAAUACAUGUUCUACUGUGUGCAGUGUUAGUUCAAUAUCUCCAGCCUGCCUAUUGUACUAGUGUAGCACUGUACAUAGUGUAAAACAAGUUGUUGUUGCAGGUCAGUAUUGGUUCUGUGUUGUUCAUGUAGUCACUCACACAGGACAGGGAAAAUACAUACAUUCUUACAUCACAUCAUUAUUGUGUGUUACUACACAAAUUCAGCAUAGUGUAUGUAUUUAAGAAUGUGAUGAGAAAAUGCUCAUGAAUGUAUUAAUUAGGUAAUCUUAUUUGUAAAUAGAAAGUGUGCUUCCUAGUGUCAAAGUCGAAAUAUGCACACAACAUAAUAAGGUGCUAUUUUAACAGUUUAUUUUAUGAACAAGUACACACAGUGGUAUUCAUGUGAAUUACCGUAACUGGUAACAACCCACACAGAAACUACUAUAGUGCUCCCACUCCCUGUUGUGGAGAAACUUCCGCCUGCUAAAUGUCAGUCAGAUAGUGAGUGAAUAAGUGAUUGAGUGAGUGGUGCUAUACAUCUGAAAAUUGCACUGUCAGAA
Molecule: messenger RNA, 2441 nt
Organism: Trichomycterus rosablanca
Lineage: Eukaryota; Metazoa; Chordata; Actinopteri; Siluriformes; Trichomycteridae
Product: BEN domain-containing protein 4
Exons: 6
Coding region: 48-1721 (557 amino acids)
Molecular function (GO): DNA binding
Source: RefSeq, a predicted model, not a curated record